This is a messenger RNA of Microcebus murinus (gray mouse lemur), 6430 nucleotides long. RefSeq names its product mucin 15, cell surface associated (gene MUC15). The record is from RefSeq and is a predicted model, not a curated record. NCBI's taxonomy places the organism in Eukaryota, Metazoa, Chordata, Mammalia, Primates, Cheirogaleidae.
GAACACAGGAAUGGUAUAGAGCAACAGGUGUGGGGCAUAACUUGUUUUGGUUUUCUCCUCUGCAAAGGGGGGGAGGGUACUCCGGCAUGUGUCAGAAAUUCCUGAUACACCUCGAGGGAGGACUUUACCAAAGACUUUGUCCUUUUUUUCACCUAGGGCAAGAAAUGGAUGCCCCUUGUUUUGUCACCGCUGAUGAGAAUAGCCUGCCCCAAAGUCAAAACAACCAACCUAUGAAAACUGGAGGGUUGGGCUUUUUUUUGUUGUUGUUAAAGGCCUGAAUGAGGUGAUAUCUUAAUGCUUACCAAGAAGCAGGUCAGUCAGGUUCUUGAGUGCUUUCUUACACAAGCAAGACACAGCCAGCCCCGCCUAAUUUUGUUUCCUUGGCACUCUCCUGCUUAGUGCACCAUUGUCACAAGUAAUCUAUCUGUUUUCUCUAAUGCAAGGCAGACUCAUCACAGCCAGGACGACUGUGAUAUUUCAGCUCAGUUCCCGUUUGUAAACACCUCCUAGACCUGAAGAGUCCAUUUAAUAAAACCAAUACCAAAGAAGGCUACGAUGUUGACCUUAGCCAGGAUUCUGUUGAUUUCAACUUUGUUUAGUUCACUACUAUUUGGGAGCCACGGGGAAGAAAAUCUAGAAAUGAACACAACACAAAGCAUUAUAGAAGGUUUGAAAACAACGAGAAAUAAACCUAUUUCUUUGGAGAGUGAAGCAAAUUUAAAUUCAAAUAAUGAAAACAGAAACACCUCAAAUCUCAACGAAAGUCAUCCCCCACUUUCGGAUCUAUUGAACAAAGUCCACGGAAUGACAAAUUUCUCCGGUAACUUGUCAACAGAGAACUCUUCUGGGAGUCCAAGACCCACAUCCAUGAUUUCCCCAACCCCUCCCUUGAUUCAUAGCUUUGUUUCUAAAUUGCCUUGGAACACAUCUAUAGUAGAUAAAAAUCCUUUGCCAGUCUCAGCACGUCCCAAUGCUUCACCUGCUGUAUCCUUAGAAAAGUACACUUGGUCUUUGGCUAGUGAUAUCAUGAAAACUCCUAACAUCAAUUCCAGUACAGCUGACAUCUUCCCUUCAGAAACAACUACCAAGUCUGUGACCCCCUUGAUAACAGAACAAACUGGAUGGCAUACUACAAAUGGUGACAGCUUCACUGGGUUUACCCCCUAUCAAGAAAAGCCAACUGUACAGCCCACCUUAAAAUUCACCAAUAAUUCAAAACUCUUCCCAAGUACAUCAGAUCCCCAAAAAGAGAAUAGAAAUACAGGAGUCGUAUUUGGGGCCAUUUUAGGUGCUAUUCUGGGAGCUUCAUUGCUUACACUUGUUGGCUACUUGUUGUGUGGAAAAAGGAAAACGGAUUCAUUUUCCCAUCGGCGACUUUAUGAUGACAGAAAUGAACCAGUUCUGCGAUUAGACAACGCACCAGAACCUUAUGAUGUGAGUUUUGGAAAUUCUAGCUACUACAACCCAACUGGGAAUGAUUCAUCCAUGCCAGAAGGUAGAGAAAAUGCACGUGAUAGCAUUCCAAUGGAUGACAUACCUCCACUUCGUACCUCAGUAUAAAACAAAAAGGAAAAGGGGUUCAGGCAGCAAGUGUUCCUCUACAUCCUGGCCUCUUAACAAACUCAUCUCCCAAAAGGUUACACAAGAUCACUGACAAAUGGAUUGUGCCAAGGAGAAUUUUAAAAGUGUGAGACUAGUAGCAGAAACAGAGAGGAUAAAUCAUAGAAAAGGUUUCAUUUCUUACAAUUUUUGGCUGUCCUGAAGCAUUUAUAGGUAAAACUUAAAGAUUACAUCAUGCCUGAUAAUUUAAUAAUAAAAAUCCUUCUAUAAAAAUAACCCCAAGCUAUAUUUUAUUAUUUAUUUAUUUUUGACAGAAACCAAUGGAGUUGGCUCCUCACUCCUACACCUGCAGUCCUAGUGCCAUAAAUCAAUAUUAGCAUUUUUAAAGGAAAAUUGGAAAGGUUAUUUUUUUAAAUAAAUCUUUGACUUAAAGCUAUAAAGAGAAUAUAAUCCAGAGUUUCAGUUCCUGAGAAAUUAAGGCAACAGGAAUGAGAGACUGGUAUUCUAGUACAUUAUAAUUUUCUGGAUCAGCACAUACAUGAUCAGCCCCUUGAGUUGUCAAGUUGACGAGGACUUCAUUCAACAGGGCCAUGGUAGGAAAGCUGACCUUAAUAAGGAUAGUAAUUGCUUCUCUAAAAGUCUUUGAAGGUUGAGGAACUCCAACGUGUCUGAAUAUACUUUAGGUUUCAAUUAAUUGGGUGCCUUAAAAACUCAAUGAGAAACAUGGUGAAAAAAGCCAAAAAAUAUACCUGUAUAUAAUUUGUAUAGUUUUAAAUUGUUAGAAACAAGAUUUAUUAUAUUUAUUAAUAUUAGACAUUAUUGCUCUACAAUGCAUAAAUAGAUUCUUUAUCUCAAAAUGUAUAAAGAAUAAGGCUAAAAACGUGAAUGGAAAUAUUAAAAAUCUUCUGAACAUCAUUUUCAUGAAUAAUAUUACAAGAAGCUUAAUUUGGAUUCUAGUAUGUUUCUGUUUGGCUUUAAUUACCACCUGCCUUUCACAGAAAAAACAUGUUCAUUAGUGGAAGAAGGUCUACGCUUUAGGGCUUAGAGGGUGAGAUCAAGGGUUAAAUUCCCAAAGAAGUAGUGAAUGUAUAAGAGGGCAAACAAAGUGAGUUCCAAUCUAGAGACUUUAUUGUUGAAUUGAUACAUGGGUUUGUGUGUGUAAAGAAACACAGCAAUAGCUUCAGAAAAUAUGGGCUAGAAAGUAAGUAAUGAAAGAACAUACUUACCCCAUAUUGCCAUAAAUAUAGCAAAGAAGACUGUCCCUCCAUUAUCAAACAAAUAUGUUACCUUAACAGAAAACAAACAAAAAUAUUAGUCAUAUUAUUGAUUAUAAUAAUCCAGUGAUUACUGCUUGUAUUUAGGUACUCUGGAUUUUUUCCCAAAUGGAAACACAUUAUUUUAUAGUUUGUAAACAUAAUAUAUGAGAUCCUUUCAAGGGUCCUGCAACUAUUUUAUAUGAUUUUCUCAUGGAGAGAGGUGAAGAAACAACAUUUUUUCUCUUUUCUUUUUUCUUCCCUUUGAUUCUCUUUUACUUCACCUUCAGUUCUGCUUAGAAAUGGUUCUACCACCCUGUGGAAGUGUUAGUGUUGUCUAGGAGACAGAGCUGAGACCAGAUGCAGGGGCUUGCAGACUGGGUGCAGAUGUUAAAGUAAACAACCCUCAAGCAGAAGCUGACUAGAGGGGUUGAUAACUGCAGGCACAAACCAGCUUCAACUGGCUUGUCAGCCAUCUCUGUCACCUGACAUGAACUUUGACUAAUUGUAUAAUAUUAUUUACAUUGUGGUUUUAAAAUUUCUCUGCCUUUGAAAUCACCUGACAGUUCUGAGACAGCCGUAUAAAGUAUGAAAAUGGGAGGGGACACAAUCCUAGAAAUUAUGACCCAAAUUCUUAGUAAAAGCCAAUACCUUAUCCUCGAAUAUUCCUCCCCUCAAUUAGCAAGACUUCAAAAGACCAGAAACCACUUCUUGGUGCAGCUGCUCUUUUUGAGCCUGCACUCUCACUCUCUUAUGUAUUUUUGCUUUCAAUAAAAGAAGUUCUUGCUCUUGCUUGGCUUAUGUGGCAUGUCCUGAAACUCUUUUCUCCUGACGAUCACCAAGAACCUGGAAAAACUUCCAUUCAGAGGCCGCUAACAAAAGUAUUUGUGGGUUACACGUGGUCAAACUACAAUAUGAGCUGUAAGAAAUUAGCUUUUCAGCUGAGGUGUACUUAGUUGAACUUCCUGUUAGCAAAAGUUCCGGGCAUAGGGAAGUUGGAAAAUGCAGAAUUUUGCCAGCGAGCCAGUACUUCCAAUGGGAAGGUGUGACAGUGCUAUCCUUACUCUGUCAUGUAUUUUAAAAUGUAUCAGAGUCCACUAUUAGCUAGAAGAUACAACUAAUCCCAUGUUAUUUAAAAAGUUUCAUAAGUCAGUGGACAUGUAUAAUACAGGCCAAGUGUUUUUUAAUCAGAUAUGACUGAAACUUGAUAAAGAAGAAUGUAUAAUUUGCAUGAUGUUAUUGAGUACAAUUUUCAGGGGCACGAUGAUUGUUUGAUUUUAAUAAAGUAUAAAUUCAAUUUACCUUUGCUUGUCUUUAUUCACAUUUCCUCACUAUAUUUGUAAGUUAGUAAGGGAAAUUAAACUAUUACAGUCAAGGCACUAAAUGUUUGGCCGGUACACAAAUCCCGUAGAAACUUUAGAGAAAAUAGGGACACUUUCCCCAUGGGAGGGUGAGGCCAAUUAUAGAUGAAAGAACAUUAUUAUAAGAGAAGUUGGAAUAGAAUGGUGUCCUCCUUGCUUAAUCUAAUAUCUAUGGUGCUCAGUGGGGGUAUUAAAACAACACUAAUGUGUAUUUUAAUUGUAACAUCUGGAACACACUGCAAAAACAAUAUGUAAAACAGGUAAUCAUUAUUUUCCCAUAAUGUAGCAUUACUAAAAAUAUCAUAAAAAGAUGGGCCUCUAUUGAAGGUUGGUGGAUAGGUGUAAAUAUUCUACAUAGUUGUAAAAGUCUAUGAUUGUGAGGGCUUAGGAUUUUUUAAAUAUAUUGUAUGAAUUGGUUUUCAGAACGAUCAUCGGUAUACAGUAUGUACAUGAGAAAAAAAGAUCACAAAGACAUACUCCUACAGAGCUCAUAAAAUUACACCCAGCAGGGGAAUCCAGCUUCUUUGUUUCCAAAGGCAUCCCACAGAGACACCUAAGGCUGCUGAGCGCUGAACAGCUGUCUGUUUUCCUUUAUAAACAGACCUUAUACAGGAAACAGCCUCUUAGAGUGUCAGAACAGAGACUUUACACAUAGGGACUUAAAGGUCACCAAGAAAUAACGGUUCUCUCCUGCUCCAGAAAUAACCAUGCUUUUAGAAAAAUGGCAAAUAUAAAGCCAUACUUCACAAUAAUUGUGUUGCCUGGACAUGAUUUGUCACACUUUAUACAGUAUUUUCCCUUAAAGUUCUUCUCAUUUGUUUUUCUAAAUUGGCUUAGAAAUCUUUUAGGCAUUUUUUAACUCAAUGAAUUUAAACAUUUUUAGAAACACAUCCAUGAGAUACAGUCAGUAUACAUGUAAUAGUCAUGUAAUGUGGGAUUACAUACAUGUUAUGGGAGAUAAAGCUAGUAAGAGAGGGAAGAUUUCAGAACUUUCCCUAAGGAUGAGUUUAACAGUUUAAAAUGAUUGUGUUAGAUUUACCAAGCUAUCACAUAAGGGAUGUAUUAUGAUGUGGGAGAUCAUGGAGACAAGAAGAGCAAUUAGAAGUCUGUGGUUAUGGUUUGAGGUACCAAGAGAUUCAUUAACGGUGUUAAUAUAAGAGCAGCUGAAUGGAAAUCGGGGGAAGAGAGAAGGAAAAGUCAAGCAUACUGUGUGGAUUGCUCAAGGUUAGAUCAUGGGUGAUUGGCAGGAAAAUCAAUUGGGAAGUGACCUUCUGUCUGAUAGGACAAGAAUACUUGCUAUAUUGAAGAAAACUCCAGAUGAAAUCUUAAGAAAGUUCCCCAGGCUAAAUACCAGACUUUUCUAUAAGCAAAAAGAAGCUUGCACUAUCUAAACAUAUUAUUAUAAUAUGUAUAUUUGCAAUGAAUAGUUGUAUUAGAAAACUAGCUUAUCUUUAUGUAUAGGAAGACCUAUGGACAAGCAUUUUUUUCAACAUUGUUGAUAUGAACAGACGUAACAUAUGAAGAGGGAAGCUUAGCUGCUGGAUCUUUCUCUAAAACUGCUUGAUAGGCUCAGAAUAACAUAAGGCUCUGAAAACUUUUAUCCCAUUAGAGUCCCUCCAGCUAAAGAGAACAAGGCACUUCCUAGGCAGAUUCAAUCAUGUAAGCCAAGCUACUACUGGAGGCUUGAAGAGCAGAAAGUCAAAAUUUAGGCUAGAGUUCAGCACAUUCUCUCAUUUCUCCAAUCCUUAACGCUUGGGCAGGGCAAAACCCGACUAACCAUUUGUAUUUGCUGGAAACAGGAAACAGGAAACAGCCUCUUAGAGUAUCAGAACAUAAAAUAUAUCAAACAUGGCAUAAACUAUAUGGCCAUAAACUAUAAACUAUAGUUUAUAAACGAUAGCCAUAAACUAUAUCAAACAUGGCAACUUGAUUAGUCCAUUUGCCACAUAUAAUUUAAAAAUAUGGUCUUAGUCUUGGGGUCUCAGUGCCUGCCACGGCUGGUCUUGGGCAAAUAAAAGUCUAGGUUGUUCACUAUAAUGACACAAAGCAGUUGGCUACCUGAGCACAGGGUUAGAGUUAGGGAGAGGUGGGAGGCAGGGAUUACAAGAGGGUGUGAGGAAACUUUUAGAGGUGAAAGAUAUGGUCUUUAUCUUGAUUGUGGUGAUGGUUUCACAGGUGCAUUCAUAUAACAAAAUGUAUCCAUUCAUGCAUUUCAAAUAUGUACAUUUUAUCAUAUGCUAAUGAUACUUUCAUAAC